This is a messenger RNA of Arabis nemorensis, 1695 nucleotides long. The record is from the annotation of a GenBank genome assembly. NCBI's taxonomy places the organism in Eukaryota, Viridiplantae, Streptophyta, Magnoliopsida, Brassicales, Brassicaceae.
AUGUUUGGCCGAUCUGCGAUUUCCAGGGCCGGAGGUUUCCGUCCUGAGAACUUAGGGCAAAAUGCAUUGAACUUGAUUGGGAACAUAGGCUUCUCAUUGUUCGUCUUUGGGGUACUAGUGUUCACCAUCAUCGCCGCAACUUACGAGCCAGAAGACCCUCUUUUCCACCCAUCUGACAAAAUCACAACUUUCCUCACAUCCACAUCCAACGCCACAAUGAUAUCCGAUGACUCUGUUGUUAAAACCGGCGAAGAUUUCAUGACUGUUAACCAAACCGCAUUCGCCGAGUUUAUCAAUAUCACCGAUGUUGAGACCACCACUGAGGAGAAGACUGAGUCUAUGCAGUUAGAUUGUGAUGUUAGUAGCCCCAUUGAUUGCAAAGAUUCUGAGGUUUUCCACCUCAUGAUGAAAGCUACAAUAGAGAAGUUUAAAGACAUUCAUUUUUACAAAUUUGGAAAGCCUGCAGUUGGGGAAGGUGCCAAUUCGUGUGAUAUGGCGUGGCGUUAUAGGCCUAAGGAUGGGAAGAGUGCUGCUUUUUACAAGGACUAUAGGAGGUUUGUCAUUGGAAAGUCUGAGAAUUGUACUCUCAGUGUGGCAGAAAUCGGAGAAUACCAUUCGGGUUUGAAUGCAAGGAAGAGGAAGAAGAAUCAGAAAGCUGGGUUUGAGAAAACGACUGGAAAGAAAGAUGAUUUCUCCUUGCCUGUCGUUGGUGAAGCAGUGAAUGAUUCUCUUCCUAUGGUUGAAUCAGAGAAUGCGUUUAAAAGUGGAAAGUACUUGGUUUAUGUGGGUGGAGGAGAUAGGUGCAAGAGCAUGAACCAUUUUCUGUGGAGUUUCUUGUGUGCACUUGGCGAAGCACAGUAUUUGAACCGGACUUUGGUAAUGGAUUUGACUCUCUGUCUUUCUUCUAUCUACACAUCGUCUGGCCAGAACGAGGAAGGAAAGGACUUCCGGUUUUACUUUGAUUUCGAACAUCUGAAAGAAGCAGCUUCCGUCUUGGAUGAUGUUCAGUUUUGGUCACAGUGGGGGAAAUUGCAUAAGAAGAAAGAUAGAUUGAACCUUCAUCUCGUGGAAGAUUUUAGGAUCACGCCAAUGAAGCUUGCUGAUGUCAAAGAUACCUUGAUAAUGAGGAAGUUUGGGAAAGUAGAACCAGACAAUUAUUGGUACAGAGUUUGCGAAGGAGAUGCAGAAUCUGUUGUACAAAGACCAUGGCAUCUGUUAUGGAAAUCAAGAAGGUUGAUGGAAAUUGUCACUGCGAUUGCAUCUAGGUUAAAUUGGGAUUACGAUGCUGUACACAUCGAGAGAGGAGAGAAAGCAAGAAACAAGGAGCUUUGGCCUAAUCUUGAGAAGGAUACGUCCCCGAGCGCUCUCUUGUCAACCUUGCAGGACAAAGUAGAAGAGGGAAGGAAUCUCUACAUCGCAACAAAUGAAGCAGAAUUUUCGCUCUUCAACCCUUUGAAAGAUAAGUAUGCCACUCAUUUUCUUGACGAGAACAAAGAUCUGUGGGACGAGAGCAGUGAGUGGUAUUCAGAGACUACAAAGCUUAAUGGAGGCAACCCGGUCGAGUUCGAUGGUUACAUGAGAGCAUCUGUUGACACAGAAGUGUUCUUGAGAGGGAAGAAGCAGAUUGAAACAUUCAAUGAUCUUACAAACGACUGCAAAGAUGGAGUUGGGACCUGCAACGUUGCAGCUACUUGA